Messenger RNA from Melanaphis sacchari, 1693 nucleotides. RefSeq names its product ras-related protein Rab-37-like. Gene Ontology annotation, cellular component: Golgi apparatus; endosome. Bases 415 to 1236 code for a protein of 273 amino acids. The record is from RefSeq and is a predicted model, not a curated record. Lineage: Eukaryota; Metazoa; Arthropoda; Insecta; Hemiptera; Aphididae. Gene Ontology annotation, biological process: protein secretion; regulation of exocytosis. Gene Ontology annotation, molecular function: GTP binding; GTPase activity. The transcript has 7 exons.
GGACGUUGGUUGAAAAGUUUCCGCGCGCGCCACAAGUGUUCAGAUACAGGACCGUCGCAACAGUUCGCGUGCCGCCAGCAGCGCAUGUUUCGUCUGACGCCGCCGUUGUCGCUUACUGAAGGCCUUACUCUUCGGGGCCGCCACACGAUACGCGCAGACCGCGUAUACGGACGCGCUUGACGUUAUCUCGACUGACCGUUAUUUUCGUCUCGUUUACGAACCAUGACCGUUUGAGUGCUGUUCGUCAAUCACAAUAUCGUACCUAUUAUGCGCGGCGCAGACGAGCGCGAAACGUUCGCAGUGUUUGUGCAGUGAAACGACUACUAUACGUCACGCGUCCGCCGACCGUAACAAUAAUAUUGACACCGCGCCGACAACACGUAGUGACAUUACCAUCACGUACGCGCUCACGUGAUGUCAUCCGCCGACCGGGUGUUCGAACGACGGGUCGUGUCCAAGCGAAGGACGUCCGCCAACCUGGAGGACACGCCGGAGAAGCAGUGCCCGAACGGUUGGGCCAGCGUCGUCGCUGCCGCCGCGGCAGCCGCGUCGUCUUCGUCCACGUCGUUCCGGCAAAAGACGGCCGCCAAGAUCUCGCAGAGGACGACGUUUCAACCGCAUCCCGAUUCCAUUUGCGAUUGGUUCUUCAAAGUGAUGGUACUCGGUGAUUCCGGAGUUGGAAAGACUUGCCUGUUGGUCCGUUUCAGGGACGAUAUGUUUUUGGGAGGCAAUUAUAUUUCUACUGUUGGUGUAGACUUCAGGAAUAAAAUUAUAUCUGUUGAUGACUCCAAAGUCAAGCUACAGAUAUGGGACACUGCAGGUCAAGAAAGAUUUAGAAGCGUAACACACGCUUACUAUAGAGAUGCUCAUGCACUUUUACUUUUGUACGAUGUAACUAACAAAGUAAGUUUUGACAACACACGAGCAUGGUUGAGUGAAAUUCGAGAUUAUGCUAAUGAUCAAGUAGUCAUAAUGUUAAUAGGAAAUAAAGCUGAUUGCAAUUUAAAUGAUAGAAUGGUGAAAAGAGAAGAUGGAGAACAAUUAGCUAAGGAAUAUUCAAUCACUUUUAUGGAGACCUCUGCAAAAUCGGGCUUAAAUGUCGAAAUAGCUUUUAUGGCUGUUGCGAGGGAGUUAUUAUUCAAAAAAACAGGGAUAGAAAAAAAACGAUCUUUUAAUGUACAAGAUUAUGUGAAAGAACAAACUAAAACCAAUUGUCCUGCAUGCUCUACAGCAUAAUACAUUUUAUGAUUUUCAAAAACAAUAAACUGGAUACACGAAAAAUUGAAAAAUAAGAUUCUACACAUAAGAAUACGAAUACCUGAUUGUUUAUAUAUCGUUUUAUUCGUCAUACGAUAAUCACCAAGAUGAAUCUAUACCACUAAAAUGUGAGACUAGCUUAAUAAAUAUUUUAUAGUUAGUUAUCUUAUAAAAAUAUAAAUAUAAUUUGUUGUUAAAUAGUUUGUUGUUUCUAAAAUAUUUACUACACAUAUAUAUACGUAUAUACAUAAUACAUAUAGAUAGUUAUCGGUAACUACAUCGUAAAAUGAUUUUAAUGAUAAGUUCCUAAAAUCAACUACCAAGUAACAAUAAUCAUCAGGUCGCAGUUAAUAUCUACAGACUAUAAAAUAUAAUAUUAAUGUAAAGUAGUAAUAGUUAUUAAAAUAACAAUAACCAUAAAUGUGUUAAUAAUUUA